AUGAAGGUGGCCAUUAUAGGGGCUGGUUUGGUUGGUUCCUUGGCUGCCUUGAACUUUGCUCGUAUGGGCAACGAGGUCCAUUUGUAUGAGUAUCGCGAGGAUAUACGAACUGCGGAGUUGGUGCAGGGACGAAGCAUAAAUUUGGCUCUUUCGCAAAGGGGUCGGAAGGCGCUGGCCGCUGUGGGUCUGGAGCAGCAGGUCUUGGCCACGGCCAUUCCGAUGCAAGGUCGCAUGCUUCACGAUGUCCGCGGUCGCACUAGCGUUGUCCUCUACGAUCCUUGCACGAAGCAAUGUCUUUACUCUGUUGGUCGUAAGCAGCUUAAUGAGGUGCUGCUAAAUGCAUGCGAGAAACUCCCCAACAUAUCCUGCCACUUUAACCAUAAGCUUACAUCAGCCGAUAUCAGAGAAGGCGUUAUGCAGUUCAAGCGUGCUGAGGAACACAUCACGGCUAGCGCCGAUCUUAUAGUUGGCUGCGAUGGCGCCUUCAGUAAGGUGCGGCAGCACAUGGUUAAGGCAGCCGGCUUCAAUUAUUCUCAGCAGUAUAUAGAGCAUGGAUACGUAGAGCUCUGCAUUCCAGCUAAGUCUGGAGAGUUCCAGAUGCCGCCGAACUAUUUGCAUAUCUGGCCACGCGACACCUUUAUGAUGAUUGCACUGCCUAAUCAGGAUAAGUCGUUUACGGUGACUUUGUUCAUGCCUUUUAAGAAUUUCGCUGCCAUCAAAACACCAGAGCAGCUAUUGGAAUUCUUUAAUAAGUUCUAUGCCGAUGCAGUUCCAUUGAUUGGAGAAGAACGACUCGUUCAGGACUUUUUCAAGUUGAAGCCCCAGUACUUGCUCUCAGUUAAGUGCCAGCCGUACCAUUUCAGCGACAAGGCGCUGAUACUGGGCGAUGCGGCGCACGCGAUGGUGCCCUACUAUGGCCAGGGAAUGAAUGCUGGCAUGGAGGAUGUCACGCUGCUAACGUCCUUACUGAAUAAGCCGCUUAAGCUACAAGAGGUACUGGAACAGUUCUCAGAGAUGCGCUGGCAGGAUGCUCAUACCAUAUGUGAUUUGGCCUUGUAUAAUUAUGUGGAGAUGCGAGAUCUGACAAAGCGUUGGUCGUUCCGCUGCCGUAAAUGGCUGGAUACGCUGCUGUUUCGUCUCUUUCCAAUAUUCUGGGUACCGCUCUAUAAUAGCGUCUCAUUUACAAGUAUGCCAUAUAGCAAGUGCAUAGCCAAUCGUAAUUGGCAGGAUCGGUUUCUGAAACGAUCCUUUGCUGGAGCUCUUUUGGCUGGUCUCGCCGCAUAUUUAGGAGCACUCUAUUUCCGAGGAUUGCAUGCAUCAUAACUUUAACAAAAAUAGUUAUAUUUGUGUUGUUUUUGUUGUUUUAUGUGAAAUAAAAAAAUGUAAGAAAUUGCUAUUUGAA
Molecule: messenger RNA, 1402 nt
Organism: Scaptodrosophila lebanonensis
Lineage: Eukaryota; Metazoa; Arthropoda; Insecta; Diptera; Drosophilidae
Gene: cn
Product: kynurenine 3-monooxygenase
Exons: 5
Coding region: 1-1323 (440 amino acids)
Biological process (GO): L-tryptophan catabolic process; NAD+ metabolic process; quinolinate biosynthetic process
Cellular component (GO): mitochondrial outer membrane
Molecular function (GO): kynurenine 3-monooxygenase activity; FAD binding; NAD(P)H oxidase H2O2-forming activity
Source: RefSeq, a predicted model, not a curated record